Molecule: messenger RNA, 2540 nt
Organism: Eucalyptus grandis
Lineage: Eukaryota; Viridiplantae; Streptophyta; Magnoliopsida; Myrtales; Myrtaceae
Exons: 1
Coding region: 350-2260 (636 amino acids)
Source: RefSeq, a predicted model, not a curated record
CCCGGAGGCGAGACCGCUCCCUUGCUCGCUCGUUCGUUGCCGACGAACCCCCGGCGAUUCGAUUCGAUUCGAUCGCUAGGGUUUAUGUCAUCCCGCUCGCGCGAUUCGGAUUCGAUUCGAUUUCGAUUCGACGCGAUGCGGCGCGCGCCGAUCGUCCGAAGCUUUUCGCGUUCGCGUCCUUGAUCGAUCUCCAUUCCCGCGCCGACACCGCGUCGAUCGCCGCCGCCGCCUCUAGCUUCGCUCCGUUCGUGCGCCCCUGAAUCCUUUGGAAUUGGAUGACCACCUUUCGCGAGGAGUUUCGUUCAGUUUCCGAUUGAAGCGGAAGCGGAAGGGAGUCGAUGCGGUCCUGAUGGCGCAGGCGCUUUCCUUCGUUUGGAGUUUGCAAUCCCGGUUGUGGCCCUUCUCCCGGCCGAGGUCCGAUGAUGACCUCAAGGCCUCGAACGAGCUUGUCCGGGAGCUCCCGGUCCCCGAGCAGACGAAGCAGUUCGUCUUCGCCGUGCGGGACCCCGAGUCGCAGUCCGUGGUUUACGUGCUCGCCGUCCAGAAUCUGUCCGAGCGGUCCACCCGGGACGCGGAGCGCUUGAUCAGGGAGGUUCGGCCGAGCGCGGUGGUGGCGCAGGUCGAUCCGUUGGAUUCCAGUGAGGUACGGUCUGUCGACUGUGUGCCCGGCGAUGGGGUCGAUUGCGCCGUGCCCACUUCGGCAAUCGGCGUUCUCAGGCGUUGCUUUGUGGAUAAAAUUAAUAAGGAGACGUAUGAGAAUGUUGCGGGGGGAUUGGUUUUGAGAGAGAUCUUCGGUAUUGGCUUUCAAGGCCAUUUCUUUGCCGCCAAGAAGGCUGCACGCGAGGUCGGUUCGUCGUUCGUUGUUCUAGAGUCGCCGUUUGUAAAUUGUUCUUCUGGGGAUACUAGUCCGAGUGAAGCUGAUUGUGGGCAAGGUGUUCAAGGUUUGGUCAGUAGCUUGGUUCCACAACGGAUGGGUUCUGGGGUUUCUUCUUGUUUGAGGAGGCUUCCUCUUUAUGAUGAUGUUCAAUCUCAGAUGGUAAAAAUUGUAUCUUCCAAUUUGGAUCCGCUGGCAUGGAUGUCGAGUCCUUCGAGUUCUGAUUCAAACUUGGGGUCAGAGAAGGUGCAACCCAUACCUGAGUACGAGGCACCACCAUUUGCCCAGUCCAUCUAUCCUUUACUUGUGGAUCUUCAUAAUAUUUUCAGUGAUAUCCCAUCUAUUGGAAGGGCUCUUGUCCAUGCUCAACAGCUGCUUUCUGAUGUGAACGGGGGGCAAGCUGUAGAUGGUCAAAUUGUUUCUGAAGUUUACUCAUUCCGGAUUGCUGUUGAGGGGUUGAGGAUAGCACUGAAUAAUGCUGCUAGGCUGCCCAGAAAUAAAAAUGGAAGUGGUGAUUCUUCGAAAAGUGAGUUUGCAGAUCUACCACACGAGGAAAAGGCACAAGUGCUCUUUGCACAGGCUCUUCGGAGUCAGGCUAAGAAGUUCAAGACUAUAGUUGCUGUAGUUGAUGCUAGUGCAUUAGCGGGUCUCAGGAAGCACUGGAACACUCCCCUUCCCCUGGAAGUGAAAGAUUUGGUAGAAGAACUUGUUACCGAUUCUGAGGUAGCUGGAGAAUUUCCUAAUAGAGGAGACAAGAAAAGAAUGUUGUCUGGUAAACCGGUGGUGGCAGUUGGUGCUGGAGCUACGGCCAUCUUAGGAGCUUCUUCUCUGUCGAAGGUCCUUCCUGUGUCCACGUUUAUGAAACUCGUGACCUUCAAAGUUCCUGCUUCAUUUAAACUCAUGCUGUCUCCAACCCAAAAGGUACUAGCGAUGGCCUUUGGCAAGUCUCUUGGUCCCUCAAAAUUGGCGGCCCCUGGACUUGCUAGUUCGGCUGCGAAAACCUCAGUAUUGAAAGUGACUGCUUCAGCUGAGAAAAUCCGGGUGUUGGCUCAUGGUGCUAUUGCCUCUGCUGAGAAAACAAGCUUUUCUGCCAUGAGAACUGCAUUCUAUGAAAUAAUGAGGAAUCGGCACAUUAAACCAGUUGGUUUCCUACCUUGGGCAACAUUUGGGUGCAGUGUUGCAACUUGCACGGGUUUACUUGUAUGUGGAGAUGGCAUCGAAUGUGCUGUUGAAUCACUUCCUGCCGCUCCCUCAAUUGCUAGUUUAGGUCGAGGAAUCCAAAGCUUACAGCAGGCAUCUCAGGCUGUUGUACAUGCUAAUGGGAGCAGAAUACAAAAGUCUAUAGAAUCUCUGAUGUACAAAUUGAAGAAAGUAAAAUUUCAAUAAUGUAAGGUUUUUAUUGUUUUCUUUUGGCUAGAUGAUACGCAAGAUAUAGCAGUCCAGUUGUCGGACUUGAGUCCAUGUUCAGGUUUGAUUUUCUGUACCUAGAAGCUUUAACCAUUCCUUAUGCUCAAUACCGAUUGGUCUUGAAAGUCUGUGGACGCAUUGCAGUUAGAGUUGGUGUACUCAGAGAAUAAGCAGACCAAGAAAAUCUAUCUGAUAUGAGGAUAAAUGGCAUUAUAUGAUAUCUAUCUAAAUGAAAGCAUUGAGGAUUUGUUUUGGAGAA